Molecule: messenger RNA, 453 nt
Organism: Triticum turgidum subsp. durum (durum wheat)
Lineage: Eukaryota; Viridiplantae; Streptophyta; Magnoliopsida; Poales; Poaceae
Source: the annotation of a GenBank genome assembly
AUGAAGCUGAACAACGAGACGGUCACCAUCGAGCUCAAGAACGGCACUACCGUCCACGGCACCAUCACCGGUGUUGACAUAAGCAUGAAUACUCAUCUGAAGACCGUAAAGCUCACAAUGAAAGGGAAGAAUCCUGUAACCCUUGAUCACAUCAGUGUGAGAGGAAACAACAUUCGGUACUACAUCCUCCCUGAUAGCUUAAACCUGGAAACGUUGCUGGUUGAGGAUACCCCCAGGGUCAAGUCUAAGAAGCCAACUACAGGUACACAGUUUUACCACAGCUGUUCUAAGGAAGCCUAUGGGUCGGGGUCGCGGACGCGGCCGUGGGCGUGGUCGGGGCCGGGGGCGCUGAGCUUUAUUGUUCCCUGCUUUGGAAGCUCGUGCAGUGCAAGUCCCUACAGCGUAACCUGCUUCCUCUGCGAGCUAUGUCGAAGAAUGUUUCUGUUCUGUUAG